Messenger RNA from Mercenaria mercenaria, 3624 nucleotides. RefSeq lists its product as uncharacterized. Gene Ontology annotation, cellular component: membrane. Gene Ontology annotation, biological process: immune response. Lineage: Eukaryota; Metazoa; Mollusca; Bivalvia; Venerida; Veneridae. The transcript is spliced from 4 exons. The record is from RefSeq and is a predicted model, not a curated record. Gene Ontology annotation, molecular function: tumor necrosis factor receptor binding. Bases 137 to 928 code for a protein of 263 amino acids.
ACACAGAACAACUACAGGACAUAUAUGGAUAAACUUUGGAUAAAAACAGGCUGAAAGAAUUGAAAGAAAAAAGAAUAAUGUUGCUGAAGGUUUUUGUAACCCUAACUCUAACAAUGUCAAGCAAACUGACCUUUACAUGCAGAUAAUGAAGGAGAAGAAAUCAGGCAAGAAUAUGGAUAAAACACUGAUGCUACUGAAACUUACAACCAUUGUUUUGCUGGCGAUCUUCAUCGCAAUGGUAACGAUGUACUUGGGCGCAGAACAUCAAGGCAACCAGAUGGAAAUAGAUCAAACUCUAUGCGUAUCAUGUGAUCAAGUCGACCUAACAGACAAUAUUUCACGCAAUUUGCGGGGCGCUGUUUCACGACACGAAGUACAGGGGUCAUACUUAUCCGAGUGUUGUGGGAAAACGAGCGUCAUCCUUUAUCAGAUGGUUGUAAAGAAACUCCAAAUGAGGAAGAAUAGACUAAGUCAAGCGUAUAUCAAAUGCAGUCAAAACCCUUCUGCUCAAAUGAAUGGAAUAGUAACCAAACAAAGCUCUGGAGAAGUCGAAGAUGUAAUCCACUGGAAUACAACCUUGCCAUCGUUUUUGAAGGGAGGUAUAGGCUAUAGAGACAGUAGACUGACAGUUUCCAAUACAGGAUACUACUUUGUGUACUUCCAAAUACAAAGUGAAACAAGCAUAGGAUCAGAUGAUACCCAGCGACAUUCCCUUUAUCGCAUACCGUCAGAAAAUGGAGAAGCUGAAAUGUUACUGGAAACCUUCAAACCAAAGUGUGAGGCACCUACUCAUGGAGUAGCAUCAACGUCCAAUAUUGGAGCUGUAUUUUAUUUGAAAGCCCAUGAUGAACUGUUCGUAAACACGUCACAACCUGAGAAUCUGGUGAAAAGUAUCAGCGGAAACUACUUUGGGCUUUUUAUGACUUAAUGGGUUUUGUGAACAAUUUUAUUCUCGCAUGAAAAGAAAGUAAUCAUACAGAUCUUCCACGCCGAUUUCAGCUAUAGGCAUCCUGUGCAUUUGUUUGGAAAAUAAUGAUGCUAUAUAUUAUAUAAACAUCUAUAGACAGUUCGGGACCCCUAAGUAAAUCCAGCACUCAUUUACUUUAUAUUAAUUGACUGAAGGUAAACAAAUUAGCAAUGUGCAGUUCAUGGUGACCUUGGUUUCACGAUCUGUCAUUUUUCAACCAAAACAGACACGGCCAACAAGACCUAUGGAAUAUAGGUAGAUCAAUUACAUGUCGUCGUUCAUUUUUGAGAAAUAAGUGACUAAAUUUGACAAUUGCGUUAGUUGUAAACCAUCCUGGCAAUGCAAAUGCUACGACUAAACAACCAGUUAAAAGCUUCUAAAAUACAACCACAUACGUGUAAGUUAUUACAAAAACACAAAAUUUACAUAAGCCUCCCUUUCCUUGCAUGUGCCUAGCGAACAAAAAUUGACCUUUCUCUAUUUUGUGAAAAUCGAAACGGUUGGUUUGUUGUUGUUGUUGUUUCUUCUUGUUGUUAUUGUUGUUGUUGCUCCUGCUGUUUCAAAUUUCUAAGUGGAGUAACUCAAAUGUGACAAUUGCUGAAAAAUGACAAGAGAGUGAACGUGAAAUGCAUACUUUGCCAAAUUGUUUACUAACAUCAAGCAAUAUAUAAUAAAUGGGUGCUGGAUUUAUUUCUGAGUCCUGAACUGUCUAUGAAUGUAUUUUUAUUAUAUAUAGCAUCAUUAUUGACCAAAUAAUGUCCCUAAUGCCUAUGAUUUUAACUAUACCCUUGGGCUUCCUCUUAACUAAUUUUACAAUACUGUUUCGUAUUUACAACAAACAAUCCAAUAUUUUUUUCUGAAAUGCAUAAACAAACUAACAUAAGAGGAACACUCAGUUGUCAAGCACGAAGUAUAUAAAUGAAAGUAAUUACUUUAUUUUUAAUUUUUAACGCAGUUACACAAAAUGACGGUUGCUCUAAAUAUAAAGCUGGGUAGUCUACUGAACACUGCACAUGCAACAUCAAUAAAUUUCAUAUUUUACGCAAACUGUAAAUUAAAAUAUAGAGUCAAAUAAUACUGCACAUUUUUUUGUUCAGACUAAAGUAUAAGCAAAAUUAACUACAAGGACAACCUAGGCAACACGGCAUUUCCUCUUAAAAACAGUUUCGUUGAAAUAAAUUGAUUCUUUACAAAGCUGCUGUUUUUAAAACAUGCAUUUUAAAAUUUCACCACUUUCAAAUAGGUAUACAAAUAUUUUGUUAUUUCUCUAUGUAAAUUAUACAGACGUCAAAAUCUGAGGAUAUGAUAUAUAAUUGACAAAUUAAAUAAUUUUGAUACUCAAUCAAGACUUUAGAUAGCAAUGUGCUUUGAGCAUAAUCUUUGGGUCUUAACCAUUACGAAUUUAAGUCUUGUUACAAAUAUGAAAGUGCACACGUGGGAAAAAUGUAUCAUGUCGUAAGCAAUUUGUAUGGGGUUAUUUUAUACAUUCAACAUUUAGACUGCCCUAGGGUAUAAAUUGAACAUGUGGAGGAGGGUACUGUAGUUAGUUUUAAGUGCACUAAGUGAGCUAUUUUAAAACAGUCCGACUGUAAAUAGAUUAAAUUGUUGCUUGGUGAAACUUAACUAACAACAAGUGUAUAAGUUUAAAGUGUGUUGUUUUUUUUCUUUUAUAUGUAUUAUACAGCUGUUGCUAAUUAUUCCAUUAAUUACUUGAAGAAAGCCUAUUUUGUAAAUAUUGUACUGUUACCAAAACUUAAUAUUAAAAAUGAUAUAUUUAUUUCUGAUAGACAAAGUAUUAAAAUCAAAUAAUUGAAAUGUUACUUUAAUAUGCUAGUAUUAAGUAAUUUUAAGACCAGUUCAAGACAAAUGCAAAUCUCAUAUAAUUAUUUUUACCAAUUAUAGUAUUAGAUAUUGUAUCCAGCUUUAGUUAUUUGGGAAAAAAACACUGUUACAUCACAACUGCAAGUAAAAAUAAUUGUGGCAUUUUAUGUUUUAAUUCUGCAUUGAUUAAAAUAUACAUGCAAGCAAAAUAGUUAGUGAUCAAUAUUUCAUCAAUAUCCCAACCAAACUAUAAAGAAAUGCAAAAGAACAAAUAGAAUUGGUAUGUUUUUGCUUUUUGGUAUAUUCAGUGAGCUUGGAGAAGCUGACACCGAAGUCGAAGAUCAAAGUUCAAGCUAGACAGCUAACUUAAAGCUCAAGCUUCACAUUCGACAUUUUAUGAAGAUAAAUUUCGAUCAUCGUGUUUGCCUUCUGGUUGGAAAUUCAAUUUGCCAACUGUUUGUGCUAAUUCAGUUAAUCUUCUCUUCAGUCCGAUUCUAAUUGUUGAAUACAAGAACCGAAAGUUAAAAUGUAAUUUUGUCACGAUUUUUAUUAUUUCUACAAGAACAUACAACUAUCGGUAAGAGUUGAGCUUAAAUUUUGAAACUGAACAUAAAAGCAGAUACGUCAUCAUAUUGUUUCAUUCUAAGAGGACUUCAACAACGGUAAAUAGUUUGGUUAGCAUUUAGCUUUGACAAAAGCAUAAUUCUGGAAAGUAAGCUGGAGAAUAUUACAAGGAAAAUGUAUUUGAAGUAUCAGUGCCAUAGCCAAUAAUUUAGGUAACACAUUGUAAUUCUCUGUACUUUAUUAUAUAUCAAAAUAAAUAUCGUUGUAUCUUU